Amphiprion ocellaris (clown anemonefish) is the source of this 2233-nucleotide messenger RNA. It is a transcript of the gene slc25a46, whose product is annotated as solute carrier family 25 member 46. Lineage: Eukaryota; Metazoa; Chordata; Actinopteri; Pomacentridae. The transcript is spliced from 8 exons. The record is from RefSeq and is a predicted model, not a curated record. Gene Ontology annotation, biological process: mitochondrial membrane fission; axon development; mitochondrial fission. Bases 182 to 1438 code for a protein of 418 amino acids. Gene Ontology annotation, cellular component: mitochondrial outer membrane.
UGUACCUGCGGGCCGCUGCAGUGCAGAAGAAGCAGCAAGUGUAUGUUUUGCUGCGGUUCAAACUGAUCAGGACAGUCGUUCCUCCAGCGGACCGCUCUGCGCCCAUUUUGAUGCCGGCCUCUGACGUCCGUUAGCCGGAUCUCAGCCACGGUCCUCCCGGCCUCUGUCCUCUGACCCUCUGAUGGCUUCCAGGCGGCCUGACAGCUUCGACGGGCUCGGCUACCGGGGCCGUGACGACCCGCUGUACGGAGCCAGUUACCCGGUUCGGAGUGCCGGAGCCUCCGCCGAGCUGCACCACCACUGGGUCACCACGCCGCCCGACAUUCCCGGCAGCCGCAACCUGCAUCCCGGAGAGCGGACGCCGUUGCACGACGAGCCGCUGGGAGAGCCCGGAGGUCCCGGAGACGUGCACGGAUGGGACGCUCCGCAGCCCGGACUCCCGCCUGCUGAGCAGCUCAACCGAUUCGCUGGCUUUGGAAUCGGACUGGUGAGUCUGUUCACGGAGAACGUUCUCUCUCAUCCUUGCAUCGUGUUCCGCAGACAGUGUCAGGUGAACUACCACGCCCACUGCUACCACCUGACUCCGUUCAGCGCCAUGGCCGUCAUGUACUCCAUCAGCAAGGCUCAGGGAGUGAAAGCUCUGUGGAAGGGGAUGGGCAGCACCUUCAUCGUUCACGGCAUCACGCUGGGAGCCGAAGGCAUCAUCAGCGAGUUCACACCGUUACCACGUGAACUUCCUCAUCGUUGGGGCUGUAAGCAACUCGCUGGACAUUUACUGCUCAAAGGGUUGACGGCAGUGGUUGCUCUUCCGUUUUAUUGUGCCAGCCUCAUAGAGACAGUCCAGAGUGAUAUCGUUAGAGAUGAGUCAUCAUCGGGGCUGCUGGAUUGCGUCCGUGAAGGCGUGGCUCGUCUCCUGGGGGUCGGCGCUCCUCACAGCCACCGCCUGCUUCCUCUGGGCUUCCUGCUGCUUCCCGCCGCACUGCACGCCGUGCUGCGCUACGUCAUCGCCACCUCUGUCCAGCGGGUGGCGCUGUGGCUGCACCAGAGGGGCAGAAAGCAGCGGGCCGACCCAUCCAACCCACUGGACGCCUACUUCCCCGAGCUGGCGGCGGCGUGGGCGGGGUCUCUGGUGGCCGACGUGGCGGUGUUUCCCCUGGAGACGGCGCUGCACCGCCUCGGCCUGCAGGGGACGCGCACCAUCAUUGAUGCCACUGAUGGCACCGUGGCCGUGGGCAACGGCGGCAGCCCGCUGGUUCUGCCCGUCAACACGCAGUACGACGGCUUCUCCGACUGCCUGCACGCCAUCCGCCGUAAAGAGGGCGGAGCCAGCUUCUACCGCGGCUUCGGGGCGCUGGCGGCGCAAUAUGCGCUGCACGGGGCGCUGCUGGCCGCCGCCAGGACGCUGCUCAGACUGCUGCUGCUGGACACCAAGGCCUAGAGGCAUUACCGCGGAGACGCAGCGUUACCGUGGCGACCCUUCACCGUUUAACAAGAAGAAACCAAAUAAACACAGAGGAUUUACUGUCGUCUGAUUGGAUGAAAAGCUGCUGGUUGGGAAGUGAUGGUGUGACCAUUUCCAUGGAAACCCGUUUGUCUUACAGACUGUUCACAGAUCACCCAAUCACCUAGCAACAGAACGUCACCUAGCAACCACUGAACAGCACCACAGGGCUUAGCCUAGUUUAGCAUAAUAGUCGUAGUGGUCAUUUGUCGCCCUGGAAAACUGACAUCACUUCCUUUACCAGCAUGAACCUGGAAACACCCUUUUACAGACAGCUGAUUGGUCGGCUCCAGCUGCUGCUCAUUCAUGUCUGUCAAUGUAAACAAACAUGUCAGCAAACAUAUAAACAAACACGACAGCAAACAUGUCAGCAAACAAACAAACACGUCAGUAAACGUAUAAACAAACACGUCAACAAACACUUCAACAUGUCAGCAAACACGUAAACAAACAUGUCAGCAAACAUAUAAACAAACAAAAACACUUCAACAUCCCCAGAAAAUGUCCCCAGCGUUUCUUUGUAUAAAUCUGUAUAAAUCCAACAGUUCUCUGUAUUAAAUUGUAGAUUUAGAUUAAAUUAUCUGUGAUUCAUGAAAAUCAGUAAAAUCAUCUGAAGAGGUUUGAUCGUCUGAAAAUAAAUAAAAGUGAUCAAAUGUGUUUUUCAGGUGAAUCGUUCUGUCUCUUCUGUAAAUCAGUUUUCUUGUUGAAUAAAUAGUUUUUGUGACGACAGAA